AAUGGGCGAUAAAAGCCCAUUAUGGCCCAGAGUCAUCAGUCACAUCAGCAUGAAUUUUUGCCCUUGUGUGAUGUGCUGUUUAACAUUAUCUCAUUAGCGUCUUACUUCUGCGAUGUUGUUUUUGAUUUUGCUAUGGUAUACGCCCUAGCUCAUCAGACAAUAACACCGCCCAUAUUGUUUCCUCUGAGCAUCACUUUCAUAGUCACUUCGCUAAUUAUUUCCCAGAUUGUCAGUUUACGAUGGUAUCUAUGGGGAGCCAGAGGUAAAUUGACAAAAAACACAUUAGACGAUUGCGACGUGAGUCCGGUGAAAAAGAUUGGCAACUGGACUGUAGGCUGUGUUCUGUUACUUCAUUCUACUCAAAUCGGUGUUCUAUGGAGAUACUUCAAGUUAUUUAUCCCAGUGAAUUUAACUUAUGUGAAGCAUGAGGUGAGAGAACUUUGCGUAUUGCGACUGAUACAUGCGUUUUGUGAGGCCGCUCCGAUGCUGCUUCUGCAGCUUUACGUGUUGCUGGGCGCCGCCGAGGACGGUGAGAUAGUAACCGGUAAACCAAAGGAAAACGAGAGCAAGGACGGCAGUAAACUGGCCAAAUUGACGUUAGUGUCCGCGGGACUUUCCUUGUGGAGUGUGUGCUGGGCGGUGGCUAGUUUCAGCAAGGGUGCCGCGCGUCUUCGUAAUCUCGAACGUUUGGUACUGACAUGGUUGGGAGUACUGGCGCAGUUGUUCUGGCGUUUGGGUACGGUGAGUGCUCGUGUCGGGGCACUGGUUGCUUACGCUUCGCUCUACGGCGGACAGUGGCUGUUGAUAGUGAUGGCACUUCACUGGUUGUCCAUGUUGACGUGGCUCUUGCUCACCCCCGACGGACUGUUUCACGGCGGCGAGCGGUUGCCGCUUCUGAGAAAGACUUUUCUCGCUUCCGUUCUAGCAUUCGUGUACAUAUUCGCGUACGUUAAUCUGCACGAGACGAAUCAUCGUCAAAAAAUGGUUAUAUUUUAUACCGUAAUGUUCUUAGAAAACGGCUUACUCGUCGGCGUGUGGAUGGCCGGCGUUAAUCGCGCCGAUCUGUUGCCUCAUCAGCAUCAUCUACACCCGGUUACUCUAGUACUCGUUAUUAUAGCUUUGUUUUUUGGUGGUAUGUUUUUCAUGGGCCUCUAUUACAGAUUUUUUCACGUGAGGAGAUUGCGAUAUGAAGCUGGCGGAAGAAUGACCGGUUCAAAUCUCACCACGCUGUCCAAUCAGGACAACGUGGAAGAGAAACAAGCGGAUUACAACGAGGAGAAGAAGGUCGAUAUUGGCAUCGGGAUGAGAAAGAUGAAGUUGAGCAACGGCGGUAUACCGGGCGUGUUCAAUUGUCGUUUCGCGAACCCGACCGCGGUUAAUCCGAAUCGCAAGAAGAAGAAACCGACCACCUUCGUGCCUCCGCCGCCGCCACAGUCGCAAACGGGUAGCGUGAUGAGCUCUGUGACGGCGGUGGGCGACUCGAAACAGUGGCUCAACGUGGCCAACGGGUCGCGGCAGCUUAUUCCGUUCUGGAAGAAGCCCAUUUCCUCUUUCAACAUAGUACAAAGCAACGUUUCGAACGAGCAAAAGGACGAGACCGACAUGGCGGUCGGCGGUUCGUUGAACGUCACACUGAUACGUGAGAAACUGAAGGAGAAGAAGCAGCAGCAAUUGCGCGAAUUGCGAGCCAUACAGGAAGAGAUCAAGGAGGGCAAGUUGUUCCCACCUCCGUCCGCUUCAACGUCCUCGUUCUCGUCCUCGCCGUCCGCGUCGAAUCAGCAACCACCGCCCAACACGAAGCUUCACACCUCUCCGAGUUCUCCUCUGUUUACGUCAACGUCGAUUCCCGAACAAACCAACGGCGGCGCCCUGUCGUCCUGGCCGCCCGUAAAAAUGCACUGUCUCCUACCUCCGCCGCCUUCUUCCCCGUACUAUCCCAAUCAACAUCCCUCGAAUUUGUGGAGAGCGGCGCCGCAGCGUGAACGAGCGGACACGCCGGAGAUAUUGCUGGCUCCGCGAUGUCUGUCGCAUCAAUAUUCUCACUGGUCUCCGCCCGGACACAUCAUCAGCCACAGAUUACACGCGAAUCAAAACGGCAUCGAGGAAAGUUCCAAGGGUGAAGGUGAGGGAGAAGCGGGAGUCAGUGACAUGGAAGGUAGCCAGGUCUCGUUGCCCAGAAGCUACACGCUCCCACGUGAGUUCAAGUACAAUCAUCCGAGCGUCGCGCGAGAACGUCGCGCGGGAAAUAACAAGUUGCUGCCCUCACGCUUUUAUUUACCGUCCACUAACAGUUCUGACGGCGACGUGGACAGCGCCGAUAACGAGGACGAGACCGAUUCGGAGGCGCAAAUUCGAACCAAGAUCACCAAUCAUCAUCACGAGAUCUUGCAAAGGGGUCACGUUUACGAGAACAACGAGAGAAGCAACGACAAUCUCAAUUCGAACUGCGACGCGGCCAACGUCGCGCCUAGCAAUUGUUAUCCAAAUAAUUCCUACAGUGCCUUGCGUCCAAGUCAAUUGUUUAGAACCCGAGUUAAACACGAAACGAAACUUUAAGUUAUACAUAUUGUGUAUGUCGAUAACAUAUAUAUAUAUAUAUAU
Messenger RNA from Pseudomyrmex gracilis, 2601 nucleotides. RefSeq lists its product as uncharacterized. Gene Ontology annotation, cellular component: plasma membrane. Gene Ontology annotation, biological process: apoptotic process involved in development; phosphatidylserine exposure on apoptotic cell surface; engulfment of apoptotic cell. Bases 22 to 2556 code for a protein of 844 amino acids. The transcript is spliced from 9 exons. The record is from RefSeq and is a predicted model, not a curated record. Lineage: Eukaryota; Metazoa; Arthropoda; Insecta; Hymenoptera; Formicidae.